GUCGAACCAUUUGCACUCAUUCUUCUGUUAGCGCUCGAGUGUACCGCACGCGUUUUGAUUGCGCUCUCGUUGAACCGUCUGACUAACCGUGUGUCUCGUUGUUUUUUUUUUGCUCUGCUUGAGUGUUGGGAGAAAUACUUUCUAGUGAAAGAGGCGAAGCAAGUGUUGGGGCAGUUGAAGGCGCAGUGAUAACCUUGAAGGAUAAUUUGAGUUGAUUGAGCGUGCUACGCUGAAGGAUAUUGUGAGAUAGAUUGAAGCAAAGUGUGAAACAGUGGGAUUUUUUUUUUUUUGAAGGUGUACUUCCAAGUGAUUCUAGUGCAAAAAAAGAUACCGGAGAAUAUCCGGAAGUAAAUCCGCCAAAAUUUGUGUCAAACGAGCAAGGAAGAUGAAGGCCAUCACAGCGGUGUGUGCUACGGGAGCUUCGGUGCCGGCGAUUGCCAACGGCCGGGUUCAGCGACACCGUGAUGGGGAGAAUGCCGAGAUCCAGAUGUACUUGUCAAAGUUGAAGGAUUUAGUGCCGUUCAUGCCGAAGAACCGCAAACUGUCAAAGCUGGAGGUCAUCCAGAACGUCAUCGAUUAUAUUUGUGAUCUUCAGAGUGCUCUGGAGUCCCAUCCGGCCGUGAACAGUUUCGAUCCCGUUCAGGCAUUGGCUAGUCAUCAGAGCGCGGUGGAACCUAUGGAGUCCACACCGGUGGGUCCUCGGCAACCGCUAGGAGUUCGACCAAGUCCUAACACCAUCCUGGCAAAUGGUAGCAUUGCUACAAAUGUUCCUGCCAGUCCUGCCGUUUCCAAUAGUUCCAGUGUCAGCAGCAGUAGUAGCAGUAUCAGCGAGUCAACCAAUGUGGCGAAAGACAAAUCAACGUGAAUUGUCAACAAAAAAGUUGGUGAACAAUGCUUGAACGCCCACCCGGGACUCGACCCGGCGACGCCCGUCACGCCAGUCCCGUUUGUUGGCCGCUGCCCCGCAUUUUACGGGAGUAGGGAUGAUCUCAGCUUUGAACUGAACAAAACAAUACUACUACAAAACUGACUGUCACAAACAAUACACCUACAUUACGCAUCAACACAUACUAACAGCACCGGUCAAUGAUUGAUCGAGAUACAAAUGCAACCAGAACAGAAGAUCGUGGCCGUGAGGACGUGGCCGGCACGUCCCCAACUGCACCCGAAGGCGGGCGUAUCGUUUUAGUGCGCGUGCGUCAUCUUAUUAUUAAUUAUUAUAAUGUUCUGUGAUCUAUAGAAUAUGUUUUUACUUGAACGAACGGUCAUAAAACUGAUUUCACUCUCAAGCGGAUAAGAACAAAGCAAAAAACAAACACCGCACGGUUGACGCUCCGAUAGAACAAUAGUCAUCUGUCAAAAAAGUCGACACCGCUUACCGGUCAUAGGAGGCGACCUCUUGUACAAAGUAUAGAAUUUAGUUAACCAUUAACCUCCCAUUACGUUUCAAAAUUCAUAGACGAAGAGAAUAUUCAGUUCUCGUCGAAUCCGGAUCUUUUUUUUUUUUUCAUUAACUAUGUAGAGAUGUUGUUCAACACACGUGCAACAGAAACCGAUGACUUUAUAAUGUUUGUUUUUUAGUUUUUAGUCAAGAAGAAGGCAUAAUCUUUAUUUAUGUACAUAUAGUAAACUAGAACAAAUUAUAUUUGUUCCUUUUGAAGAAAUAAUUUAUAAAAUAGUGAGACUCUGUCAUAUAAUAAACAAAUAUGAAAAAAUGUCAUUAAUUGAAAACAA
Molecule: messenger RNA, 1734 nt
Organism: Aedes albopictus (Asian tiger mosquito)
Lineage: Eukaryota; Metazoa; Arthropoda; Insecta; Diptera; Culicidae
Product: protein extra-macrochaetae
Exons: 2
Coding region: 386-865 (159 amino acids)
Biological process (GO): circadian regulation of gene expression; cell differentiation; negative regulation of transcription by RNA polymerase II
Cellular component (GO): nucleus; cytoplasm
Molecular function (GO): protein dimerization activity; transcription regulator activity
Source: RefSeq, a predicted model, not a curated record